AUGGAUUUUGGCUAUUUAAUGAUUAAAAGCAAACCAAAAAAUGGAUUAAAGAAUUCUUAAAAAUUAGAAAAGAAAUAAGAAAUUAUUUUUGCAAGGUCAGCUUUAGAAAAAAUCAAAUAAAACUACUGA
Molecule: messenger RNA, 129 nt
Organism: Paramecium pentaurelia
Lineage: Eukaryota; Ciliophora; Oligohymenophorea; Peniculida; Parameciidae
Source: the annotation of a GenBank genome assembly